UUUAACCUUUCACCUCUCUCCCCUUCUUUUUCACCAAACUUGUAUUUGGAAUCGGAGAAGAAUGUCCACCAACAACAGUUCUUCCUUGUCACGAAGCCUCUCUGUGUAUGCUGCCAUCCACCCCUCCGAGAACCCAACUUGUAAAUUUGUCUCAGGCCAUUGAUGUAGAAUCCCCACACCUGGAAACUCCUCGACAGAGAUACCCCACACCCAAAAGCAAGUCAGCCAUUACCGAUGAAGAAAACCCACACCCGAAAAACUCCUCGACAGAGAUUACUACCUGGUUCUGCCACUAAUCCCUACCAUCGCCUCGGCAGUGGCAACUAGAAAACCCCUGCAACCCAUGUCAACCUUCGAUUCCUACAUGGCUUUGAUGUGGUGGUGCUUCUGACGGCUCUGUUUUUCAUGGGUUUCUUUUCCGUCUACAUCCGCCACUUCGCGGGGGAGAACGCAUUGGAAAAAAAAUUCUCAGAGGAACCGAAUUGUUCCUGUACCCCUCUUCUGUAGCAGGCUUCACUAGAUCACCAUUGAGCUCCUUGGACUCCUCUGUUCCUACAGAUUGUACCGGGUUGUUCUUGGACUCCUCUUUUGUCGCAGGUUUUACCAGGUAAUCAGUAGGUUCCUGUGUUCCUACAGAUGGUAGCAAAAUGUUCUUCGACUCCUCGAUGUCUGCGAGUUUCCCAAUGUCAAUAUGGGCUCCACCUCGAGAAGAUGUUCUACCGAAUCGCUCGUCGGCUCCUCUUCGAUUGAAGAUUUCACCUCAACAUUCUUAACAUUGUUUCCUCUUAUGCCGCAAGACCCAGAUCACGGACUAGAGAUCUUAGACCUUGUGCAUUAAAUUAGUUGGUCUGGAUCACUGGUUGUAAAUGCACAAGAGAAGAAUAGAUCACCAGUUGUAAAUGUAGCUGAAAAAACAACUUGUAAAUUAGGGCAACCGGUGAUCUGUUCCCAACUAUUGUAAAUGCACACUGUGAACAGAUCACCGAUUUAAUGCACACUGUGAUCUUGUCUGAUUUGAAAGAGAAGAGAACAACCGGUAAAUUAGGGCAACCAAAUAAACACUGUGAGCCAUCUUCCCAACUGUUGUAAAUGCACAAGAGAAGAACCAACCUCCGGCCAGUUCAAUAUUUAACAUUCAUCGUGAAGUCUGAUAUCUCUCUUCUUCCUGGGCGACGGCGGCGGCACUGCCUUGUAACUCCACCCGCUGCUCUAUAACUCUACCCAGCAGCGACAACAUCUGAACUCUAAAAGGGCAGAGAUGCAGUCAAAGCUUUUCCCGCGUCUUCGAAUGUUUCUACCCUUAGCUGUAUUGAUCUUUCCAGUCCUGACAUUCAGAAUUCCGUUUCUUUGCUGAAGCAGGCAUGCCUGGACUCUGGAUUUUUCUAUAUAAUCAACCAUGGAAUCAGCCAGGAGUUUAUGGAUGAAGUUUUUGCACAGAGCAAAAGGCUUUUUCACCUACCAUUGGAAGAGAAAAUGAAACUUCUGAGAAAUGAAAAACAUCGAGGCUAUAGUCCUGUUUUAGAUGAGCUUUUGGAUCCUGUUAAUCAAAUAAACGGAGAUUACAAAGAGGGAUAUUAUAUUGGAGUUGAAGUAGCUGAAGAUGAUCAAGAAACUGAAAAACCAUUUUAUGGGCCCAAUAUAUGGCCUUCCACAGAUUUAUUACCUGGAUGGAGGCAAAUUAUGGAGACAUAUCACCAAGAGGCACUUAGGGUAGCAAAAGCUGUUGCAAGGAUCAUAGCUCUUGCACUUGAUCUAGAUGCUGAGUUCUUUGAUAAACCAGAAAUGCUUGGCAAGCCAAUUGCAACUUUGCGCCUGUUACACUAUGAAGGUGUAAGACAAAUUACAGGUUGUAUUCCAUUAUGGAUCUGUUACCCUCUUGUGCUUGAUAUAAAUGCUUUUAUGAUGGGUGUCUUGUUUUCUGUAGGUAGGGUUUCCAAUCCUGCAAAGGGAAUAUAUGGAGCUGGUGCACAUUCUGAUUAUGGUUUGAUCACCCUCCUGGCAACAGAUGACACCCCAGGUCUUCAAAUAUGCAAGGAUAAGGACACUAACCCUCAGAUAUGGGAAGAUGUGGCACCACUAAAAGGAGCUUUUAUUGUGAACCUUGGUGACAUGUUAGAGCGUUGGAGCAAUUGCGUUUUUAGGUCUACGUUGCACAGAGUUUUGGUGAAUGGUGGAGAGAGAUAUUCUAUUGCAUUCUUUGUGGAACCUAGCCAUGAGUGUCUUGUGGAGUGCUUGCCAUCAUGCAAAUCAGAAACAAACCCACCCAAGUUUCCCCCAGUAAAAUGUGGUGUUUAUCUGAGCCAGCGAUACAAGGACACGCACGUUGACCUAAGCUCCUACCGAAGUCAUCAGAACUAGUCGAAGAAAAGAUCUGGAGGGGGUGAUAACUGUCAAUCUUAAUGUAAAAAGAGUGAUAAAUUUGAUAAAAGGAAGAUUGUGCCAUUUUCACGAUCGUGGUUUUGUGUUGUUGGCAGAGUUUGGCUGACAACAUGCUUUAUAGAAGCUGAAACCUUUUGAGUUAUGGUUUGGAUCCACAGUGUUCUCAUUUUUUUUA
Molecule: messenger RNA, 2554 nt
Organism: Nelumbo nucifera (sacred lotus)
Lineage: Eukaryota; Viridiplantae; Streptophyta; Magnoliopsida; Proteales; Nelumbonaceae
Product: azadirone synthase LFS-like
Source: RefSeq, a predicted model, not a curated record